Messenger RNA from Macrosiphum euphorbiae (potato aphid), 624 nucleotides. NCBI's taxonomy places the organism in Eukaryota, Metazoa, Arthropoda, Insecta, Hemiptera, Aphididae. The record is from the annotation of a GenBank genome assembly.
AUGCAUAAUAUUAGUUUAAUUACCAAUGCGUUCGUUAAUUGUUCUAUUCUCCUAUGUUCCGUACCACAAUCGUACAGCCAAAAUUUGGGACCAGCUGUAAAAAUGACCAAUGGACAAGUGUGGCCGAAACCUGUGCUGCAACACAUCGACGAUGAAUACUUGAAAUUUGAGCCACAAAAUUUUCAUUUCAAUAUUACGGGUUAUAGUUGUGACGACCUUCAAGAUACAUUUAAACGGUAUAAUUCUAUGCUGUUUUUAAAAGCUACGAAAACAUUUCAACAAAACACUAGUCUAUCUGCGGACUCAAUCAUUGGCAAGAUGGAAGUGCUCAAUGUGCAGUUGACAAAUCCCUGUGAAAAUUAUCCUUCGUUAAAUAUGGAAGAAAAAUACGAAAUCAAAAUAAUCAAUUCCAGUGGGCUUUUAGUUGCAACGUCUAUUUGGGGUAUUCUCCGAGGUCUAGAAACAUUUUCUCAGUUGGUUUAUUUGGAAACGGACGGUUCGACGUUCGUGAUUCGGCGAACGACAAUAGUGGACUAUCCGAAAUUCAGACAUCGUGGAUUCCUAUUAGACACGUCCCGGCGUCCCGCCAUUAUUUCCCCAUCGAAUCGAUCACGAAAACUCUAG